Peromyscus leucopus (white-footed mouse) is the source of this 380-nucleotide messenger RNA. RefSeq names its product histone H4. Gene Ontology annotation, cellular component: nucleosome. The record is from RefSeq and is a predicted model, not a curated record. The transcript has a single exon. Gene Ontology annotation, biological process: nucleosome assembly. Lineage: Eukaryota; Metazoa; Chordata; Mammalia; Rodentia; Cricetidae. Gene Ontology annotation, molecular function: protein heterodimerization activity; DNA binding; structural constituent of chromatin. The coding region runs from base 22 to 333 and encodes 103 amino acids.
GCUUUGGUAGCUUCGCUAGUCAUGUCUGGUCGCGGCAAAGGCGGGAAGGGCCUGGGCAAGGGCGGCGCCAAGCGCCACCGCAAAGUCCUGCGCGACAACAUCCAGGGCAUCACCAAGCCCGCCAUCCGCCGCCUGGCCCGGCGCGGCGGCGUCAAGCGCAUCUCCGGCCUCAUCUACGAGGAGACCCGCGGGGUGCUGAAGGUCUUCCUGGAGAACGUGAUCCGCGACGCCGUCACCUACACGGAGCACGCCAAGCGCAAGACCGUCACGGCCAUGGACGUGGUCUACGCGCUCAAGCGCCAGGGACGCACGCUCUACGGCUUCGGCGGCUAAGGCUUUCAUCCUUCGUCUCCCCAUAACCAAAGGCCCUUCUCAGGGCC